This is a messenger RNA of Myotis daubentonii (Daubenton's bat), 1816 nucleotides long. RefSeq names its product cilia and flagella associated protein 53 (gene CFAP53). The record is from RefSeq and is a predicted model, not a curated record. NCBI's taxonomy places the organism in Eukaryota, Metazoa, Chordata, Mammalia, Chiroptera, Vespertilionidae.
AAGUCCCUGCGUCUAUGGUCACCAUGGUGACAGGAUCAACUUCCGCCCUACCCACCUGCCCCCGCGAGGCUCACCAUGGCAACGGGACAUCUGUGUCUCCGAAGCUGGUUCCACCGGUUGCACCGUUAGGGCACUGCGGCAGACGCCGCACUAUCCCGAGAGGAGACUCGAAAAUGUACAGCCAGCGGUUUGGCAUCGUACAGCGGGAGGUUAAGGGCCCCACUCCCAAAGUGGUGAUGGUGAGAGCCAAGCCUCCCGAAGGCCAAAGGGCUGAGCAACAACUGGGAAGAAUCCUACGCAACUAUCAGAAACAUCAUGCUAUUUUGGAUUCCAUUAAGUCCUUAGAGCGGGAACGCUUGAAAGUUGACUGGUUCCAGCACAAUGACCGCAAAUUUAUGGGCAGUCUUGUGAAAGCAAGAAUGAAGGAUGCCAUGCAAGGAUUUAUCAUCAACACUGAAGAAAGACGAAAUAAGCUCCGUGAACUUUUAGCAUCAGAAGAAAAUGAGUAUUUUACUGAAAUGCAAUUGAAAGAAGAAACAAUUGAAGAAAGAAAAGAAAGAAUGAGAUAUAAAACCAGAUUAUUAAAAGAGAAGAAAGAAAAAGAGAGGCAAGAUUUUGUGGCUGAAAAGCUAGACCAGCAAUUCAGGGAACGCUGUGAGGAGCUCCGCACGGAAUUGCUUUCUAUCCAUGAGAAGAAGGUGUGCGAGGAGCGGAAAGCACAGGUUGCGUUUAAUGAGGAGCUGAAAAGGCAAAAACUGGUGGAAGAGCAGAUGUUCUGUAAGCUCUGGGAGGAAGACCGAUUAGCCAAGGAAAGGCGGGAAGCCGAAGAGGCGAGGAGACAGCAAAAGCUAGUGGAGAACACGCGUCUGGGGCUGAAUGCCCAGAUCACCGACAUGAACGCGCGAAGGCAGGCAGCGCAGCGGCUGAAGGAAGAGGAGGCGCGCCUUGUGGAAGACGAAAGAGCUCAGGUGAAGUUUGAGAAUGAGCAGGAUAAGCUACAGAAACAGAGGACAAGACAGAGACUCAGGGCCACUUUGGAAAAAGCCCUCCAGGAGAAGAUAGAACGUCUUCAGCAGGAGUACAGAGAAGAGCAGGACUUGAGCACGAAACUUGUGCAAAUGGCCCAGCAAGACUUACAUGACGAGGCUGAUAAAAACAAGCAAACAAGAGAAGAUAGGAUAAAAGAACAGAAGAUAUAUCGUCAAUAUUUGGCACAGCAGCGUGAGGAAGAACGUGCUCAGGAAAAAGAAUUGGACAGAAUAUUGGAAGAAGAGAAGGCAAAGCAGUGGGCGGAGAAGGACAAACAGCUGAAACUUGAAAAGGAGGCAAGGAAACAACUUGUGAAUGAGGUCAUGUGUACAAGAAAACUUCAAGUUCAAGAAAAGUUGCAACGGAAAGCGAGAGAGCUGGAAGAACGUGCGCUGGAACAGGAGCACAUACAGGAAGGUCUUAGAGAGCUUAACCGUGAAGAGAAGGAGACGUUUGUAAGGCGCUCCGGGUUAACCCAGGAGUACCAGAAGGAGCUUCAGAUGCAAAUGUCCUACCAGCAGCAGGCGCGGGAAGCACAGAAGGAAGAGGAGCGCCGGGAGCUGGAGGCAGGGAGAGCAGCAGACAAGAUGUGCCAGGACAAGAUCCAGGAGCUCCUGUGCCACUCCCGGGUGCAGCUCCGGAACGUCCACCCCAUGCGGAGGGCGUGCCCUGCGAAGCUCCCACCGUAGUUUCGUAAACAUCAGUGUUUUUUCAGUCUUUUAAUAUUUUUAACUAAAAUACACUUAUAUGUUCCUUUGAGCUCUAGAUAAACUUCCUUUUUCUCUGA